GAAAAAGACGUAAUUGGUGAUAUUUUCAUCCGGGUAGUUAUGCAUAAUAUUAUUAUUUAAGCAGUGGUAGUUAAUCCGAAGUCACAAAAUCAAAACUAUGAACAUUUUAACGGAUUUAACAAUGGAAACCUCAGCUUACCACCUCGUUCCAAAAGUAUGAGAAACUAACACUUACAGAAUUGGCCGUGUUAGUAGAAGUGCAAGGCCGGAUAGCCAAGACAGGCGAAAUUACAACGCCAUGAGAUCGAGAAACAACAAUCGCCGAGGCGAAUACAGUGCCCGAAAGUCAUUCCCACCCCGGGGAGGAAUACAAAAACCUUAUCGAAAUAAAAGAGUUGCAACUCUACGAACAAAAACCAGAACCAGAGACGAAUUUGAGGAUCAACGACGACCAUCCGACAGAAGGACAGGGGAGAAGAGAUACACUCUAAUGGACAGAACAGCAACUGGCAAGGCUGUUGAAAGCAGAAGCGAAGAUAUUAGAACAAUCUUAGCGGGACUCAAGACAAAAGAUGCAAGCGAAAUAUCACUUAUUCUAGGAGUAGACUUAGAAAUGGCGAACAACUACCUUAAGCAGGCUACAGAAAAUGAAAACAGGCUUAAAAGAUGCUUGAAAUACUUGGACAAAGCAUUCCAAAGCGAAACAACAACGGCAUUAAAAGCAAAUCUUAUAAAAGCGAUGGCGGAAACAGAAUUUGUUCGCAAUACCGUCGACAAAUUGAAGCAAUACUUUGAGAGUAAACACUCGAGCGAGGAAGACACUAGUAACCUAGAAGCCGUUUGUGCUUUAUUAAGAAUAAUGAUACGCGUGUGUCUGCUGAAUCCAAGUGCGUUAACUUUUAUACAUGGCAGUUUUGCUGUUAUUAGGGAACUUGUAGCAACAAUCAGAUAUUCCAUGGAAUACAAAAAGGACCCGACAAGCACAAAUGAUACCUCCGAAAGAAACACAAGAAUACAAGCAACGGUCAGAGACUCCAUGGAAUACAAAAAUGACCUGACAAGCGCAAAUAUUUCCUCCAAAGGAAACACAACAACAAAACCAACAGAAGCUGAAAACAGGAUGGAAAGCGACAGUGAUUGUUUGCAAAAUAUCUGUAGUCCCAAGUACAGAGAGGCAGAGGAAGAUAAUAUCGACCACGAUUCUAGCAAUAUAUAUUUAAGGGAUAAUGAAAAAUCUCGAAAACAAAAUUUAUUUACAGAAGGAUCCGACUGUCUUGGAGAAGUAAAUACUUGCUUUGCAAAUUUAGAACAGUUAUUUGCAGAACUUGAUUACACUGUUAAAUCAUGUUCAUCACGAAGAAGAAAACAAAUGCAACAUGAACCUGUUAAUUCUGAAGAAAGUUCCAAUGAAAAUUUUAGGGACAUUCCAAUUUUUCCUCGUCUUGGAGAUCUAAACGGCGACAUUAAACCAAACCUCAGGGUGCAUAAAGCCAAAUGGUCAUACAGCAGUGUAGAUGACUACCUCGAUGUUCAGUUUCGGUUACUGAGAGAAGAUUUUGUCGAGCCGUUAAGGGAAGGAAUUCAUGCCUUUACAGGACAGAUAAAGGGCAAAAAUAAGAAAACGAUUCAGGAAAUAAGUGUGUAUGAAAAUAUACAAAUUUUGUCAGCCUUUUGUGGAGAUGGUGUGAAUCAUAUUCUAAGCUUCGAUAUCAGCAAACUGAGACACGUUAGAUGGAACAUGACAAAGCGACUGAAGUACGGAUCACUAGUUUGUUUAUCAGCAAACAACUUUCAGACAUGUUAUUUUGCAGCAAUUGUAGAUAGCGAAGCAAAAUUCAGAAGACAAGGGCGUCUGCACGUGAAAUUUGCACAUGUCCCGAAUCAGAUACAACAACUAGUCGGAUCAACAUUCACAAUGAUAGAGUCAACUGCCUACUUUGAGGCAUAUCGACCUGUGCUUUCUAGCCUUCAAAGUAUCACCGAAAAUGAUCUUCCUUUUAAAGAGUACAUAAUUAGAUGCAAAAGUGAUGUAUCGCCUCCAAAAUACUUCUUGCGUAAGAAUUCAGAAAGAACACUCGACCUAAGAUGCUUAAUUAAUCCACAUUUCAAAAUAUUUAGUAAAUGUCGUAGGUUCACUUACCCUGAAGAAGAGAUAUUUGAGCCCAAUAUAGACUUCAGCGAAGAUUCAAAAGGAUUGAAAAAAGUAAACAUUCUAGACGGAAAAUGGCCAAUGGAAGAUCAACUACAUCUAAAUUCGUCACAAUUGAACGCUCUUAAAACUGCACUGACAAAGGAGUUCUCGGUAAUACAAGGGCCACCAGGUUGCGGAAAGACCUAUUUAGGACUGAAAAUAGCAAAGGUCUUGCUUUACAAUAAACGCUUAUGGGAACAUGAGAAUGGAGUUCGGGCACAGAUGUUGGUUGUUUGCUAUACAAACCAUGCUCUUGAUCAAUUCAUGGAAGGGAUCUGUUCCUUUUAUAAUGGCGACAUUGUAAGAGUUGGUGGCAGAAGUCGUAAUGAAACCAUGGCAAAAUUUAAUUAUAAAUCAAUCAAAAAGGAGCGUUGGAAUAUGGAAGAUAUGCCAAGUUACAAACGUGGCGCUCGUUUUUAUGCAAAAAGAGACGUUGAAGAUCUUAAAUAUAAAAUAAAUAUAGAAUCGGAGAAAAUCAAAGUAUUGAGAGAACACAUUGUACACGAAAGGUCACUUUCUGACGAAAUGGGAAUUGACCAUUACACACAGUUUAAGUGGCUGAAAAAACGACCUGAACGUUUACCUCCUUGGCUCUCAUUCUUAGGCAAUUCUAGUAUUGUAGAAUGGUUAGGUAUCAUUGAUAUGGCAAAAAGAAUACAAAAUGAAAUUUAUCACGACAACCCUGGAAAGAAAGAUCAGAACUUUGAAUCUUUACUAGACAAGGAACUAAAUAUUGAAAACAGAGAAGCAAUGACAGAAAUAAGUUUUGAUUUCAAACAACAACUUAAAAAAAAGCAAGAGGAAGAACUUACAGCUUUUAAAAGAGAAAAUAUUUCACUUGAUUUUGAUGAAAUAAAUGAUUUGAAAGGACAUUUUUUCAGUGACACAAAGCGAAAAGUUGUUAAAAGGGAACGAAGAAAACUUACAAAAACAUUACAGCACAAUUUACGAAGAAUCAAACCAAUGUCUAAGUCGGAGGCAAUGUCUGUCGGUGAUAUUUUGACCACACGUUUCACACCAGAAAAGAGAUGGGCGCUUUAUUUACAUUGGGUACAGACAAAAUGUAACAAGAUAUACCAGUCCUAUGUAAAGAAGCUAGAACUUUAUGAGAAGGCUGAUGCACUCUUAAAAGAAGUUCAUAUGAUGGAGGAGAAAUUCAUUUUUCAAAAUGCAGACAUUAUUGGUAUGACAAUAACAGGCGCAGCAAAGCACAAAAGUGUUCUUAGAGAGAUUAAACCAACUAUCAUGAUUGUAGAAGAAGCUGCAGAGGUAUUAGAAUCUCAUCUGAUCUCGAAUCUUACUUCAGGAUGCGAGCAGCUCAUAAUGAUUGGAGAUCACAAGCAGUUGAAGCCCAAGCCAAAUGUCUAUCGAUUGGAAAGAGAAUAUAAUUUGGAUCUAUCUUUGUUUGAGAGGAUGGUAAGAAAUGGUAUUAGACACGACUGUUUACAAAUCCAACAUAGAAUGAGGCCUGAAAUAGCAGAUAAUGUGCGUCACUUUUACGGAACUCUUCUAGAUCACGAAAGCGUAAAACAGUUCAAAUCGGUCAACGGUAUUGCCCACAAUUUGUACUUUAUUGAUCACUCCGUUAAAGAAAAGAAAGAUGAAGAGCUAAAGAGCCACACAAAUGUGCAUGAAGUCCAGUAUCUUGUUGCUUUAUGCAAAUAUUUGUUACUCCAAGGUUACAAUGCGUCUGAUAUAACCAUACUGACAACCUACAAGGGUCAAAUGUACAUGAUGAAAAAAGAAAUGCUUGAACAAGGAGACGUCUUAAAUGGUGUUCGUAUGACCAUAGUAGAUAAUUAUCAAGGAGAGGAAAAUGACAUUAUUUUGCUGUCACUUGUAAGAAGCAACGAAGAAGGGCGGAUCGGCUACCUAGCCAGAGACAAUCGGGUUUGUGUUGCACUUUCUAGGGCGAAAAAGGGAUUUUAUAUCAUUGGGAAUAGUACAUGCAUGUCAUCAGCGACUGAUUUAUGGAAACAAAUUCUUAAUAACAUGAGACAAAAAGGGUUCGUUGGUAAAGCAUUACCGUUAUGUUGUCAAAUUCACACCGAAGACGCAGGAAUCAUGGCAGAAUAUUCAGAAGACUUUUUGGGCGCUCCGGAAGGAGGUUGUCAGAAACUUUGUGACAUACGUUUAGACUGUGGUCAUGCAUGUGGAAGGUUUUGUCACAUCAUAAACAGAGAACACACAGAUAUAAUAUGUAAAAAACCAUGCGCUAGAAAAUGUAGAAAUGGACAUCAGUGUAAAAAGGUGUGCUGGCAAGAAUGUUAUUGUGCAGAAACCAUUAUCAUGACUCUGCCAGGUUGCGGUCAUAUAAUAGAGAUCAAGUGCUCAGUUGAUUUAAAAGACUACAGCUGUAAACACAUUUGCAAUAAAAUGUUAAACUGUGGCCAUGUGUGUAGACGAAUGUGCGAAGAUCCGUGCGUUUGCAUGGAACCAAUCAGCGUAAAUUUACCAUGUGAUCACGAUGAAAUAUUACCGUGCUCGGUCAACCCUGCAAAACACAAAUGUAUCAAAGAUGUUCAGAUGCUGCGUACUGACUGCGGACAUAUUGAAACUGUUAAGUGCCGCGAUGUCUCAAAACAUACAGGAUGUAAAAUAGAAUGUAAUCUUCGCCUGGACUGCGGUCAUCUUUGCAAAGAAAUCUGUGGUGUAAUGGUCAGCGAUUUUGACCUAAUGAAAGAUGACAGACGUGCAAUUUCCAAAUGUCCAAAAGGGCAUUUUUCUUACUGUAAAAUGUCUUGCAAAACCAAUCUGAAGUGCGGCCAUACUUGUAAAGGAUCGUGCUGCACUUGCUUUAAGGGACGCUGGCAUAUGUUAUGUAAGGAAAACUGCAACUGUAACUUAAUUUGUGGUCAUAAUUGCAAAGGGAAAUGUGGAUAUUGUUUACCAUGUACCGAAGAGUGUAUGCGAAAUUGUAGUCACAGGAUAUGUAGAAAACUAUGCAUUGAGGAGUGCAUACCAUGCAAAAGCGCCUGUAUCUGGAAAUGUGAGCACUUUAUUUGUACUCAACCAUGUGGUGUAUAUUGCAACAGAGCGCGAUGUAACGAGCCUUGUAACAAGUUACUUCCAUGCAAACAUAGAUGCAUUGGCAUGUGUGGAGAUCCGUGUCCAAAAUUGUGUCGUAUUUGCGACAAAAAAAGUGUCACUGAUAUCCAUUAUGGCGGUGAAAAUUUACCCGAUUCCAGAUUUGUUCAACUACAAGAUUGUGGACAUCUAGUCCGAUAUGAUAUAAUGGACGAGUACAUGGAUAUUGACGAAGGUGCGCGUUUGAAAAGAUGUCCUCUGUGCAAAGAGCCAAUACGUACCACUAAUGGAAAUCGCUAUGAAAACAUAGUCAACAAAAUCUACAUUGAAAUUAACAAUUUCAAACGAUUUGUUCUUCGGGAUUAUGAUUUCUGCUGUACCCUUAUGACAUCCGCUUCAACACAAACAAAAGAAAUGCUAGAUUGGAUAGUGGCCACUGGUUGUACUGCGUGCUCUAAUGCAAGUACAUACUAUACCCUAUCAAACUUUUACAGGCGUUUUCAGUCGCCUCCUGGGAUAUUUGAUUUUUUAGCAUGUCGGAAUGUUGUAAACAUACUGAACCGACUUGCGAUAUUCAGUUUCUUAAACUCGAUUAUGAAGUCAUGCUCGACUGAUAAAGAAGUACUAUUUCGUGGUGCAUCUCUCUGUUUGUCUUCAUCACAACAUUCUUAUGAAAUUGAAAGAGAGGUGAAGAGGUUUCUUGAUAGACGCCAGUUGGAAAAAAUAGAAGAAAAGUAUUUAGUACUUGGGAGCAGCAGCAAGGAAAGACGAGAAAUCAUUGAAAGCGCCAACAAAGUGUUGCUAAAACCGGGACAAUAUUCAGAGGAAGAUCGCAGAAACGUUCAAAAAUAUCUUCAUAUAUUUCCCAAAGACAUUGAUACUGAAGUGAUAAAUCUGUCUAUUGAAAGAGUCAGUAUUGACAGAGAUGCUAUUCUCAGAAAAGGAUAUAUAGAUAUCACUUAUCCGUUACAAGAAUUAUACAAACAAAAUGGAGCAAAACCAAAUAAUUCACAAGGUUCAAGUUCGAAUGUCAGUGAACAGCAUCUUAGCAAGAGGCAAUCUGAAACUCGAGAGCAAAGCGACAGUAGUUUGUACACAAAUGAGCCCACACAUGUUACUGAUUCUGUUGAGAAUAAUCAGGUAAGCGAAGUCCAUACGGUAGAUUAUAAACCAUUCGUUUCCUCGACUGAAAAUAAAGACUCAGAAGAAACAUUACUGGCACCAGAAAUUCACAUAUCCAAAGGAGAUGAAAUUGCUUGUUCUACAAGCACCAGAGUUUUUGAACCUUUGUACAGACAUAUCAUUGUUGCAGGCGAUGAGAAAAAUGUAAAUAAAGAUAGAAACGUAUUACAGAUACAUUAUGAAGAGAUAGAGGAAGGUGAGAUAAUCGAAAAUGAAAUAUCAGAGAUGGAUUUAACAAAAACCGGAAGUAAUAAAAAUCAGGACUCUAAGAAAAGUUUUCAGUGUAUUACAAGGAGAAUUCGAUGUAAUUUACAGGAUAUUGAAGACGGAGAAAUAGAACAUGCAAGUGAUGCGCAAGAGGAAUGUUUAGAGUUUGCAGAAAUUGAACAUAAUAUUGACACAGAUAAAGAGAGCCCGAAGAUUUGUGCAGGUGCAUCCGAUGAUACGAGCGGGCAAGAAGAAACAGUAUUGCACACAGAACACAGCUUUUCGGAGGGAAUUAUAACGAAGGAUAUGCCGUGCAGCAGUAAUAAAAAGGAUAAUCCAAGAGAAAACUUGCUUUUUGGUAAAGAGACAGAUUUCUCAAUGAAACUGCAAUCAAAGACUGAUACUGCUAAAUCUCGUGACGGUAAAGGACAGACCCAUGUCAUAAAACUGUUCGCAUGGCCUAGUGUUCCGUACUUUCACAGUGAACAAUCAGUAUUUCAUUUGAAGAAAAUACAGGAGGCUGGCAUUCAGAACUCUAACGGAAAAGGUUUCUCUGCUAAAAGAACUACUACGAAUCGAAAUAAAGUUGAGCCAGAAGAAAAGAAAGCGAAAACAGACACGGGAACCAGGAUACAAAUAUCGGCAUUAAACAACAAGAAGCGAUCGAAUAAUGAAACAAAUGAAAAAGAACCGUCGAAGAAAAAAAUAAAAGAGGAAGGAAAAGUCUUAUUUACAAUUCACAAUUUUGAAGUUGAUAUUGAAGACGAAAGCAAACAAGAUCUUAAUCCUGUGCCUAAGAAAACAGACAAACGCAAUGUAAUUAUCAAGAACAAUAAAUUUAUCAGUAAUACAAAUGAAGCACAUGAACAAUACAAGAAGCCAGGUGAAAAUAAAACUUUCGGCAAUCCAUUUGUGAUAGAUAAAAUAUGUUGGCCUAAAUCUCCUAAAGCUACCACAUCGAAUAUUAGACAGUUAGUCGAUUAUGUCGAUGUUGAUACGUAUGGAGAUAGUCAUCCAGACUCCGAAAGUCUUUACAGUCAGAAAUCAAAUCUUAUAGAGAGAUCAACUGAAGCAGGGACGAGAAAAAGUCAACAAAUUAGACAAAUGCAAGACAAAAGUAAAAAAGCAGGCACACGAUCAAGUAAUACGCCUGAAUGUAGUAUUUCAUCUUACAAUAAUCGAAUAAUUUCUUCUAUGAAUAAUAGAGAAACGGUAUCUUUUUAUUCCGAUCGUACCCCUAAAGAACAUAACAGACAUUCAGCGCAAAGAAAAAAGACGGAUUUGCGUAAUGUUAUUGAUAAAAAGAAGCAGUCUGAGUCAAAGUUAAGGACAUAUAAUGCAACAGAGAAUAAUGGCAGACGUGGCAUGCACGUGCAAGCCAGAGAGAAAGCGAAAGAAAAACUCAAUCAUCGUAAUACUACAGGGAAACAAAGUAAAGCACAACAAGACCAUAAUGUCUGUAAUUCAUCGGGUAUGUUUGGGGACAGUAUGCAGAAAAGUCGAUGUGAUUUGCGUGAUCUCUUAAAUAGCAAGAGCUGUCCGUAAGACAGCAAAUCUCGACUAUUCGAAUUACUGUCCCAGAAGCAGGAAAGUUACCCUUAAUGUAAGAGUAUUUAUAGAGAUUUAAUCGAGUAUCUGCAUAAGUGUUUGGAGAUGAUAAAUUGCAUGCAAAACUUCAACUAGAAGCUUUAAGUUCACAGGGGACAUAAUUUGGCCAAAAUUCAUGUCAGGUUAUGGGACUUGAUGCUAUAACCUAGUUUUAUAACCCUGAAGAUAUAGUAAAGUUUCAAUUCAAUAUCUGCAUUUGAUUUGGAGACAGUAACUUGCAUGCAAAACAUUAACCAGGAUAACAGUCCAGAAGGAGGCCUAAUUUGUCAAAAAUACAUUUGAGAGUUAUGGGACUUGACCCAGUGAGGUUGGUAAUUGACCUAGAAAAGACGAAAUAAGUUACAGAGCUAUAUGCCUUAAAGUAAUAGCUAUAUGUACUUGAAUGCAAAAUUUUAACCAAGAUUUUCUAAGUCCAAAAGGGGGCAUAAUGUGGCCAAAAGGCAUGUCAGAGUUAUUGCUCUUGGUGCCAUCACCUAGAUUUAUGACCCCGGAGACACAUUUGAAGUUUCAAUUCAAUAUCUGCAUUAGUUUUGGAGAUAAUAACUUGCAUGUGAAACUUCAACCAGGAUUUUCUAAGUUCAAAAGGGAGAAUAAUUUGACCAAAAUACAUGUCAGAGCUAUGGGACUUGACCCCAGUGAGGUUGGUAAUUGACCUAAAAAAAGAAAAAUAAGGUUCAAAGCUAUAUGCUUUUAAAUGAUAGCUAUAUGUACUUGCACGCAAAACUUUAACUUUUCUAAGUCCAAAAGGGGGCAUAAUUUGGCCAAAAUGCAUAACAGGGUUAUGGCUCUUGAUGCUAUCACCUUGUUUUAUGACCCCAAAGACACAUGUCAAGUUUCAAUUUAAUACCUGCAUUAGUUUUGGAGAUAGUAACAUGCAUGUAAAACUUUAAUCAGGAUUUUCUAAUUCCAAAAGGGGGCAUAAUUUGGCCAAAAUACAUGUCAGAGUUAUUGGACUUGACCCAAUGAGGUUGGUACUUGACAUAGAAAAAGAAAAAUCAGUUUCAAAGCUAUAUGCCUUUAAAUGAUAGACAUAUGUACUUGCAUGCAAAACUUUAACCGAGGUGUGACGCCGACGCCGACGCCGACGCCAUGGUGAGUAGAAUAGCUAGACUAUUCUUCGAAUAAUCGAGCUAAAAAGAGUUGUGAAGGAAGUAGCCGAUCACUAGAGACUGAUGCUGAGAUAGAAAUUGAAGGCGAGGUUUGGAAAGUUCUUGAUACAGCUUAACUCAGAUAGCGCGUUCUAGCAAAUAGUUUAUGGAUGAUUUUAUAUUACAAUGUAUUGCUAAGGCAAUCAUCCUGACCUAGAAAAAAAAAUUUCAAAGCUAUAUGCCUUUAAAUGAUAGUCAUAUGUACUUGCAUGCAAAAACAAGGGAGUAUAAUUUAAAAUGUAUGUCUAAAUAUGUUCGUUUAUGUAAAUAACAAAGUGAUAAAUGCCGUGUAGUUAUACGAUUUUAACACGUAUGAUAUCAAGAAGAUUUAUUUCUGUUUUCACAUUUAUCUCUUACUCUUUUUCACUAUACAUCUGACUGUUAUCAUUUCCAGAUGUUAUAUAGUCAUGCACUUGUGCUAAAACCUAACUGUGAUUAAAAAUACCAUGACACUUUACGUAUUUUGUUUGUAAAUACUCCGAACCAAUUUGUUUGCUCUUAAUAGUUAUUUGUAUGUUCAUGCAAUAUUAUCAGAGCUGGUAAGAAGCAACUGUCUAGAAUGUACAGGUUUAUAAUCGUUACAAUUCACUCAGGACAAAUGCAGUUUUUACCCUUGAAACUUGAUAAUCAUAGAAUUUAUUUACUUAUUAAUCUUCAUUUUCCGUUUUUGAACAUUUUGCAUUUUUUAACAUUAGUUUCUAACAUUUUUGAAUAUGAAAAAUUUUGACAAAAGCUCAAGUUUACAUAUGAUGUAAAUUACUGAAUUCCUGUCAUUUUAUUGAUAUCUUGACGUUAUCUUUUUUCACUGAUCAUUUUUAAGCGCAGGUUACAUUUUCAUUGUUUAUAGAGCGUUCUCCGAGACUUUACUCUUUUUGUUGCUCAAAUCAGGUAGAAUAGAUAUCUACUUCGAGAAAUAAAGAAAAAAUGUUUACUAUGACUUGAAAAAAUGCAAUUUAAUCUAACGAAAUUUUACGAUAGUUUCAAAUAUGAUAAAUACAUACAAAGCAUAAAUUUCAUGUAUGUACAACAUAAAGUCUUUAGUAACAACUUGAAGAUAAAGAACAAAUGUCUUUCUCCAAAUCUCUGUCAGAGGUCAUUUUGUUGCCGGAUUCUUAUACACUCAUAAACAUUUGAAUUAAGUUUGUUUUUCUUACAAGAUGUGUGUACAUAUUGCUUUCCGUUACAUAUUAAUAUUCAUUUAGUCCAGUUGAAAAUUCUGGUUGCUUUUGUUUAUUUUGUUUAUUUUAUAUAUGUAUGUAUAUGUAACUCGUAUUGAAAAAAGAUUUUGUACCAUUUUACAUAGUUUAAAAUACUUCUGAUCUUGUCGCAUCUAAUUUUACACACAUCAUCAUAUCAUAUCACUGACUUCAGCUGAAAUAAGUUUUAGUGUUUCCCAUUGUCAUAUAUAAUCGAACAUUCAUCUAAAGUACUAUUGUGUGUUUUACAUGUUUUUAUUUGUAUAAUAUAAAGGGUUAGGGUUAUUAUAAUAGUAGCUCGAUUUGGGAUGCUGUAUUCGGCUCGAGUCGAUUUUGCUAGAUCGGAUCUCAAGAGGUGCGCAAGCGAAGGCUGUUGAUAUUAUUUAUACAGGGUCAGUUCAAUACUAGUAAUUAAAUACUUGAUCGUAUACUACAA
Mercenaria mercenaria is the source of this 10935-nucleotide messenger RNA. Its product is annotated as NFX1-type zinc finger-containing protein 1-like. The record is from RefSeq and is a predicted model, not a curated record. Lineage: Eukaryota; Metazoa; Mollusca; Bivalvia; Venerida; Veneridae. Bases 239 to 8092 code for a protein of 2617 amino acids. The transcript is spliced from 6 exons. Gene Ontology annotation, biological process: regulatory ncRNA-mediated heterochromatin formation. Gene Ontology annotation, molecular function: helicase activity. Gene Ontology annotation, cellular component: nuclear RNA-directed RNA polymerase complex.